CCGAAUUCGAAAUGGCCGGUGUGCAGUCGGAUCCACAUUUCUUUGAGGGAACCGAAAAAUUGCUUGAAGUAUGGUUUGAAUCAACAAACGGAGAUGACAGUUUUGAUCUUAGAAUUAUAGAAAGGUUAGACUGGGAACAUCUUCUGAGGAUAGUGAGAUGUGAGAUCAUCAGCAAGAGUUCCAGUGAUGAUAUGGAUGCAUAUGUUUUAAGUGAAAGCAGUAUGUUUAUAACACAGAAACGAUUCAUACUAAAAACUUGUGGUAGGACGACUCUGCUACUUGCCAUGGAACCAUUAAUCAGAUUGGUACAGGAGAAAUGUGGUGACCAUAAAGUUGUGGAUGUGUUUUACUCGAGGAAGAAAUUUGCAAAGCCAGAGCAACAACACAAGAUACACAGAACUUUUGAAGAUGAGGUACACCACCUUGAUCAGUUGUUUAAAAAUGGCGCAGCUUACACACUUGGGAAGAUUAAUAAAGACUGUUGGCACUUGUACAUGUUGGAAGAUGUACCUGGCGUGAAAGAUCCAGAUCAGACCAUUGAACUUUUAAUGUGGGACAUGUGUCCAGAGAAGAUGAAGAUAUUUACCAAGGAAAUUUCAGAAAAUGGUUCAGAAGCUACAAAGAAAUCUGGGAUAAUUGAUAUCAUACCAGGUCUUCAGAUUGACGACUUCUUGUUUGAACCAUGUGGAUAUUCUAUGAAUGGAAUUCUGCCAGGGGGAUAUUACAUUACUAUUCACAUUACACCAGAGCCACAUUGCUCCUAUGUUAGUUUUGAAAGCAAUGUUCCUCAAGAAUCAUAUUAUGAUUUGGUUCAUAAAGUAUUGGGUUGCUUCAAUCCAGGGAAAUUUCUGAUGACUGUCUUCUCUAACAAGAUUUCCAUUGCCAAAGAGUCUCACAAGCAUUUUGAAGAUUUGUACCGGUUGAAAGGCUAUAAGAGGAAAGAUCAUCAGUUCUGUGCCUUCCAGAACUACAAUCUUACUUACACCAUGUACACACGACCAAUCAUCUAGGAGAUGUGGUCCGGAAGUCUCCCAAUUGAGGUCCAGAAUGUAGAUAAUGUGUGGACUCAAUGUAGCCUUUGCAGCUGUCCUGGGAAACUUCCGCUUUAUAUUUGUAGUAUUAGAUUUGCUUUCAAUAUUACUAUAUAUUUAUUUGUAACAAUGUGUGUGUAUUAUGUACAUCUUUGGGCUACUUCUAAAACAAGAAAGAAGUACCACUUAAGAUUCAAUUUCAACUGUCAGAAACCUAGAUAAAUUGGCUUUACCUUUGAUAGACUUUUCCAGCAUUUUGUAUAUUUAAGGUCUGUUUUAGGAUCAUGAUUGUUAUACUUAAGAAUACUACAAAUUUUUACUUUUAAGUUUUUUAUUUGUAAUAGUGGAAUAUGAGGUUUUUUCUCAUAUUAGUUUUUGUAGCUAGUGUGUUUUUAAUUUCUUUUAUUGAGCAAAAUUUUCUUUUUGUUUAACCUCAAUUUAUUUUCACAUUUUCCGAAGAAAAAGUUUUAUGGUUUAAUAUCUAAUAAAGUGCUUAUAUUAAUACAAUUUUGAAUUAAAUCCUAAUGAUGGUACUUGAGGUGGGUACCAGUGUGAUUGAAAUAAAUUAAAAAAUAAUAAACCGGAUUAUAUGAUUUUUCAACAGGUUACCUUUUCUGUGGUAGGACAUCCUGGUACCAAGUCAAGUAAGAUCAAGGUAAAGAAGUAAAACCAAGCUUUCAAUCGGUACAAUUUUGGGGGAAAAUUAACUGUUUUACAUUUUUUUUACACGACAAAAGCAUCGGAAAACAGUAAACUUUCCCCUUAAAUUACACCGAUUUUAUGUUUGAUUUUACUUAUUUUUGUUGCUCUUACAGGACCGAGUACCAGGAUGUCCAUCCAAAGAAAAGGUAACCUGUUGAAAAAUUAUAUAAUCCAGAGUCAAAAGUCAGUAAGAUGAAAAUAGUCUAUUAUAAGAUCUAGAUAUGACAUAUUUUAAGGGCCUUUUGUGCUAAAACAGCAAAGUUUUACAAAUUUAUACGAAUUUGUUCGAAAAAAAUGUAAAUGCAACUUCACAUUUUAAGAAUAUUCACUCAGAUUUUAAGGUAAAAAGAUGACAAAAUUACAGUAGUUUCGAUUUUUUUGUCAGUUGGAAAUAUCAAGUGUAUGCAAAACCAUAUGAAAAUUUAUAAGAGGGGUGGUUUUCAAAUUGACAAAUACUGUGGAAAAUCAUCUAGUGGUUCUCAUAUGAGUUCUAUAUUUGAAAAUCUGAAAUCCAAUUAAAAAACAAAAAUAUCUAUCCUUCUUCAUAAACAUGCUUAGAAAUCUCCUUUAUAUGCUAUCGUUAUUUCAUGUAUUGUCAUACCAUGGGUCCUUAUUUAUCUGGUUUCAGUUUUGUAAUAUUUCAAUUUUGAUAAAGACAAAAUUGAAAUAUUCCAAUAGCAAUUUUUUGUAACUUCCUCAAAAUGCAUUUACAGAAUACAAAUACAAAAUUUGAAUGUGACUUUCUGAGGGCAUUGAUAGAAUUUUGUGUUCAGAUUUUCAACUGUUUUGUAAUAUUUCUGUUUGGCCAGUAAUGUUUACAUUUAUACAUCUGAAUUUUCUAUAUGCAUGGCUGCCUUGUUAUUUUUAUGGAAAAAGGCAGUCAGUCAAAAUCAUUUGAAUACUUAGUUGUUUGUGGGAUAAUUAUUAACCAUGGCUUUCAUUUAAAUAUAGGUGUGAAUGUGUUCAUUUCCUUUUAAAGGCUUGUGCUCAGAUUUUGUCAAAACCACAAAAUCAAAUAUCUAGGUAAAUAGUUUUUCCUCAAUCCAUGAAAAUAAAUAAAUCAAAAGUAUAUAAUUUUUAGCCAUCAUGGCUCUUCCAAAACUGAUCAUGUAGGGGGAUUGAAGCACUUAAUUAAUGGGGGAUGUUUGCAUUUAUUUUCCUUAGAAUUUUAGUAAAAUAAAAAUCUAAUAUUAUGGGUUGUUGGAGUAUUAAAAAAGUGACUCCAUGUCCCCAUAUGUUUAAUUCUGGAACAUAUAUACAAUACAUGUACAAAGUAUUUGCUCCUCAAGACAAUUUUCAUUUUGAUUAAAAUCAGAUCUUUUACACACCCUAAAAAACAAAUCUAUCAGAACAUAGUGAAAGAUCUGAUUUUAAUCAGAUUGGCUUAUUUUAAAUUAGAUUUUAUAAAGGCACUUAAAAAAACAUUUAACUGCAGUCGUUGACAUCAACAAACAUGUCAUCUGGAUGGACUUGUUUUCUAUAACUGUGUAAAAACAUUGGAAAUAAAAUUUUAACACUUCAAACCAUGAAAAUGUUUCAUUGUAAAUUUUGUUAUUGUAAAAUUAAACCAAACCUGGCCCCAAUAAAUAACAAUAAUUUUUCUGUUUUAUCCAAAAAGUUGGUCUAUGCUGUGGUUUUGAAUAUGGGUUGUGCUUGAGAAGCUAAAAAUACUUUGUCUUAGACUAAAUGACUACAUGAAACUUUUAAAAUGCUGUACUUUUAUAAUUGAAUGUGAUGACUGAGCUAUUUAGCAUAUUUGAAUUACCGUGCUUUUACAGGAAGAUUUUUUGUCCCCCGCGUAACACUUUGUGGGGGACAUCGAAAUACCGGGCGUGUGUCCGUCCGUCCGUUUGUCCGUCUGUCCAGUCUUGUUAGCACUCUCACAGGUACAAUUCUUGCCAAAUAAUUAUAAAACUUAUACUUUAGGUUAAUAUCAGCAAUAUCUCGGACAAGUUCUAUAAUGAUGGCCGAUCGACUUUUUUAAAAGAGUUAUGACCCUUGGAAAUAUUAAAUUUAUGGAAAAUGGCCUCAUUAGCGCUCUCACGGGUACAAUUCUUGCCAGAUUUUAUAUAAAACUUAUACUAUAGGUUAAUAUCAGCAAUAUCUUGGACAAGUUAUAUAAUGGUGUAUGAUCAACUUUUUUUAAAAGAGUUAUGACCCUUGGAAAUAUUAAAUUUAUGGAAAAUGGCCUCGUUAGCGCUCUCAAGGGUACAAUUCUUGCCAGAUUUUUAUAAAACUUAUACUACAGAUUAAUAUCAGCAAUAUCUUGGACAAGUUUUAUAAUGGUGGACAAUUGACUUUUUAUUUUGAAAGAGUUAUGACCCUUGGAAAUAUUAGAUUUAUGGAAAAUGGCCUCGUUAGCGCUCUCACAGAUACAAUUUUUUAUAAAACUUAUAGUAUACUAUAAGUAAUGCCCUUGAAGGUCUGUUUGAAAUAUUUAGUAUACAAUAAAAAAACCUUUUUUGUCCCCAGCACAAGCUUUUUAUUUAUAAAUUGUUUUGAAGAACAACAAAAAAAGUUUUUUUUUUUUAAUUAUUGCCCCUGGAUAGAUAGAAUAUGUGCAACGCGGGGGGACAUUGGAACUCUAUUCUUUUAUUCAUAUUGCAAAGUAUAUCUGAUAAUUGUUAUGACAGUAAUAUAUAUACAUAUUUAUUGUUUUCCAAUUACUUUCUUACUUUUGUUAAAUCAUCAGAUAAUUUGGAAUUUUUCAUAUUUUUGUAUACAAUUAGUCAACAAAUAUACUCUACUUAAAUCUGUCGCCUGUUUAUUUGAAAACAAAUCUCUUUGUCAAGUGUUCAAAAUGUUGUUGAAAUAUUUCAUGUUAAAUAUAUAUACCGGUAAUAACAGUACAUAAUAGACAUUUUUCUUUUGUUAAGUUAACAACAUUGUUGAAAAUAUACUAGUUUGUUGUUGAAGACAUAUAAAGUUGUUAAAUAUAAUCAUAUAUAUAUUGUCUUGUUAAAAAUUUGUCAACAAACAUUUCAGAUAUCUUGUUCUUGUUAAAAAGUCAGAAUUUUGUGUAAUGAAUAUGUCUCUUAAAAAAUUAUGUUUUUUACCAUUUAUGACAGCUACUGAAUUUUAUUCUACCAUUUAAAAUUUGUUAUAAUUGAUCAGUUGUGACAUGUGGUUGCAUUUGAAUAUGUUUAAUAUGAAGAUGUGAUGGUUGUUAAGUUCAUCUUUAUUAGUUGUGUUCAUAUUAUAUAUAUUCAAAGUAUCAAUUUCGAAGGAGAAAAAAUCCAAUUGUUUCUUUCAGAAUUGAAAAGUUAUUGAAAGUAAUAAAAUAAAUGCAGAUUGACUUGUUUAAUAUGGUAAUCACAACUAUUUAAUGUCAGAUGGCCGGAUUAAAAAAAUAAAAUAUGUAUAGUGGCCAAGAUAUGAUUUUGAUAAUACAGUAUUGAGUUAAAUUUUACCAUUUGGGUACAAUGAUCAACGUACAUAUAGAGUCUUUUUUUAAAUUUACUGUAAAGUUGACAAUUCUUUCCAUUUCUUCAGUUUAUAUAUAAAAAAAAAUACCAAAAUCAAUACUAAUAGCAUAAUACUCAGUCAUUUGCUCACAGUUUAUUAAGUGAAAUCCAUAUGAAUAGCUUUGGAAAGAUAGUUAUGUUAACAGAAAUAAUCCUGAUAAAUGAUAUAUGCAUUCUUACAUUGUGAGUAGUUUGUUAACUUUCUCCUAUUAAAUGAGUCUUGUCAAAUUG
Mytilus californianus (California mussel) is the source of this 5428-nucleotide messenger RNA. RefSeq names its product S-adenosylmethionine decarboxylase proenzyme-like. Gene Ontology annotation, molecular function: adenosylmethionine decarboxylase activity. Lineage: Eukaryota; Metazoa; Mollusca; Bivalvia; Mytilida; Mytilidae. Gene Ontology annotation, biological process: spermine biosynthetic process; spermidine biosynthetic process. The transcript is spliced from 12 exons. The coding region runs from base 12 to 1010 and encodes 332 amino acids. Gene Ontology annotation, cellular component: cytosol. The record is from RefSeq and is a predicted model, not a curated record.